Ilex paraguariensis (yerba mate) is the source of this 1683-nucleotide messenger RNA. Lineage: Eukaryota; Viridiplantae; Streptophyta; Magnoliopsida; Aquifoliales; Aquifoliaceae. The record is from the annotation of a GenBank genome assembly.
GUUAUGCGCUUGCACGUUCUCGGACCCCACAAAAGUAAUAUAAAUUACAGGUGUGAAACAAAAACCCUAAAACUACCCGAUCGUCAUCGUCAUUUUGAAAGCAUUGUCAUCUUAUCAAUACUUAUCCAGUCCCCAUAGUAUUAUUGUAGAAGAUAUCUCAACCAUGUGCUUAUCUUAGCGCAACCCCCGCCAUUUCGCUACCCCACGCGAUACCGUACCGUGUCAUUGCAGCGUUGAAGCGCCGGCCGACUCGCCGGUAUUACCGACUCCGAACAUUCCUAGUCUCGAUCAAAUCAAUAUAUAUAAUAUUCUCUCUAUCUCUAUAAAUAUCUGUGUGUGUGUAUAUAUAUACAUAUACAGAGCAGAGGAGGCAAAGAUUACAGAGAUGAGAAUGGCUGUGGAUUACUACUACAACGUGUUGAAAGUGAAUCGCAAUGCGAGCGAAGAGGACUUGAAGAGAGCAUACAAGGGACUAGCAAUGAAGUGGCAUCCAGAUAAGAACAGUACCAACAAGAAAGAAGCGGAAGCAAAGUUCAAGGAAAUUUCAGAGGCCUACGAUGCGCUUAGUGAUCCUCAGAAGCGUCAGAUCUACGAUUUGUACGGCGAAGAAGCUUUGAAGUCCGGUCAAUUCUCUCCGACCUCGGCAAAUCGCGAUGCGGACGAUAUUUUUGCGGAUUUUUUUGGCGGAUCUGACGGAAUUUAUGGUGAUGGUAGGAGUUCAAGUUUCGGUGAUCGGAAAGUGAUGAAGGCCGCGGCUGUGGAAAUUAAGUUGCCGUGUAGCUUGGAGGAGCUUUACAAGGGUUCUAGGAGGAAAAUGAAGAUUUCAAGAAUUGUUCUUGAUGACUCUGGUAAGCCUAAGACUGUUGAGGAGAUCUUGGCAAUAUAUAUUAAACCUGGUUGGAAGAAGGGCACGAAAAUCACUUUUCCUGAGAAAGGCCACCAAGAACUUGGCAUUGCCCCUGGAGAUCUUAUUUUCAUGGUUGAUGAGAAGCCCCAUGCUGUAUUCAAGAGGGACGGAAAUGAUUUAGUCAUCGGUAAGAAAAUUUCCCUACUGGAGGCUCUAACAGGGAAGACCCUCAACCUGAUGACCUUGGAUGGAAGGGAUCUCAUAGUCCCUGUCACAGAUGUUGUCAAACCAGGACAUGAGAUGAUAAUUCCAAAUGAAGGAAUGCCCAUCUCAAAAGAACCUGGGAUGAAAGGAAAUUUGAGGAUCAAGUUUGAUGUCAAAUUUCCAUUGAGGCUUACGGCAGAAACUAAAUCUGAUUUGAAGAGGGUGCUGGGUGGGAGCUGCUGAUUAGUCCAGACUCCAGGGAUCAGCUCAAGGUUUGAAGAUCAUUGCUAACACUGACAUUGCAAGUGCAAAUGAGUGUAAAUAUGUAACGUUUUCACCAUUACGAAUGAAAAUUGUGCAUAGUAGGGUGGUAGUUUGAAGAGUAGGCAAGGUUUAGCGUUGUGUGGAACAUUGAAAACACAGAUAUUUUAGCUACUUCCUGGGGUUUCAUUAACCCUUGUCUUUGCUAUGAAAUUUGUAUAAUAGAAUCUAAUAAUGGUUAUUGGGUAUGAAGUAUAAGCUAGAUUUUGAGUUUCAUUAUUUAGAUGAUAGAAUGUCCUGUCAAAUGGUUUGCAGGUAUUUGUUUUCUAAACCAUAUGUGCGAGACGAUGUAAGUGGUCAUUCAGUUUAUA